GAAUGUGUACAAUACUGUUGUUUGUGUGUAUACAAUUAUGAAUGUCAGUGUUGACGUCUCUACAGAAUUUUAAUCGUAAGCCAAACAGCUACAGAUGGCUUCCGACAAACAGACACUCUUGGCUGUGUUGCAGCUACUACGUCGAUAUAACUUAAAGAGUACAGAAGAACUCUUAAAGAAGGAAGCAAAUCUCACUGAUGUUGAAACGCCAGGUGAGACCCCUCAGACAGAUUCUGAGGUCAGCAGUGUUCUGUCAGCAUACAAAAGUGAGGGAGAUCCAGAUGUGUAUGAAGAUGCUUAUGUGGACUUAAAGAAAUUUGUGGAGGGUGCACUAGAUAUUUACAAACACGAGUUGGGCAUGAUACUUUACCCAGUGUUUGUACACAUGUACCUAGAACUUGUUUAUAAUGGUCAUGAGCAGCAAGCAAUAAAAUUAAUGGAGAAAUUUGGUCCAGAUCAAGAAGAAUACUAUCAAGAUGACCUGAAAAGACUUUCACAUGUUACAAAGAAAGACCAUAUGAAAGGGAAUGAACUCACUGACACAUUUAAGUCAAGUGAAUUUAUUAUCAGGAUGUCACGUGAUACCCUUUCAAUCUUGAAGAGACACCUUCAAGAAAAGAAACACAGUGUUGUCCUCAACAUCAUACAAGAACAUUUGUAUUUUGAUAUGUACGAAGGUGUAGCUCGCAAUAAGCAACAAAUUGAAGCCACAUCCGGAGCAGUAGUAGGGGAAGCAACACGGCAAGAUAACAAAGCUAAGGUUUACUAUGGAUUGCUGAAAGAACCAGACAUUCAAUAUCUACCAGUUGAAGAAGAAGAAGAAGCUGAUGCAGAUAAUGCUGAUAAACCAAAGAAGAAGAAACCAAAGAAAGAUCCUUUGUUUUCCAAGAAAGCAAAAUCAGACCCAAAUGCUCCGCCACCUGAUAGGAUGCCUCUUCCAGACCUGAAGGAUGCAGACAAAGUAGAGAAGGCUAAGGCUAUGAGAGAGGCUUCAAAACGGGUAACUUUAGGUCCAGACUCACUUCCAUCCAUAUGUUUCUACACAUUACUAAACUCUCAUAGUAUGGUCACAAGUGCAGAAAUUGCAGAAGACUCAAGUCUCUUGGCAGUUGGAUUUGCCGACUCUGUGAUAAAAAUCUGGACCCUUGUACCUCAAAAACUGAGGGCAAUGAAAUCAGCAGAGCAACUACAGGACAUUGAUAGAGAAGCAGAGGAUGUGUGGGUCCGAAUGAUGGAUGACAGGUCAGCUGAAACAUCUCGGGUUUUCCAUGGUCACACAGGUCCUGUGUACAGGGUGGCGUUUAGUCCAGAUAGGAGUCUUCUGCUGUCUUGCUCUGAAGAUACAACAGUCAGGCUGUGGAGUCUGCAGACAUGGACAUGUUUGGUGUGCUACAAAGGACACUGUUUUCCUGUGUGGGAUGUACGAUUUGCCCCUCACGGUUACUACUUUGCCACAGCAGGACAUGAUAAAACAGCUCGACUUUGGGCCACAGAUCAACAUCAGCCUUUAAGAAUAUUCGCUGGUCAUUUUUCAGAUGUUGACUGUGUUCAGUUUCAUCCAAACUCAAACUAUGUGGCAACUGGGUCAAGUGAUCGCACAGUUCGUCUUUGGGAUUGUGUUACUGGCAGUCAUGUUCGUUUGAUGACAGGCCAUAAGGCGCCCAUCUAUUCCCUUUCUUUUUCUGUGGAAGGGCGAUUCUUAGCAUCUGCUGGGUCUGAUUACAGAGUAUUAAUAUGGGAUUUGGCCCAUGGACACCUUCUUGCUGAGCUCAGCAGCCAUACUGCACCUAUACAUAGCCUUGCAUUUAGCCGCGAUGGACACAUUUUAACAUCUGGUUCUUUAGAUUGUUCAAUUAAACUGUGGGAUUUUACAAGACUUGUUGAAGAAAUGACACUAGAAGAUGUAAAUGUGUCACAUAACCCUGACAUAAAGAAGAGCGAAAGUUAUUUAUUGCGUUCCUAUGGAACAAAGAACUCUGGAGUGCUUGGUUUACAUUUCACAAGAAGAAAUCUACUGCUAGCUGUUGGAAUCUAUGACUCUUGACAUGUCGUAAAUGUUGCAAAAAAGUGUAAUAUUUGGUAUUAAUAUUUGUUAUUGAAAAGUGUUGGUAUGAAUGCAAGCAGAUGGAAGAAUAUACCACUAACUGUAAGACUAUAUUUAUGCAAUCUUA
Messenger RNA from Schistocerca americana (American grasshopper), 2171 nucleotides. It is a transcript of the gene Taf5, whose product is annotated as transcription initiation factor TFIID subunit 5. Lineage: Eukaryota; Metazoa; Arthropoda; Insecta; Orthoptera; Acrididae. The transcript is spliced from 12 exons. Gene Ontology annotation, biological process: transcription initiation at RNA polymerase II promoter. Gene Ontology annotation, molecular function: RNA polymerase II general transcription initiation factor activity; protein binding. Bases 95 to 2044 code for a protein of 649 amino acids. Gene Ontology annotation, cellular component: transcription factor TFIID complex. The record is from RefSeq and is a predicted model, not a curated record.